GCCGGUUUCCUUCCGGGGGACGCUAGAGUCGGGGCUAGGCCGGAGCCAGCCCGGCUCACUGGUUGGGACGAUAAAAUGUUUGUGUACUUAUGGGGAUACCUGUAUAGUAACUUCUUCCGAUUUUGGCUGAAAUGGAUCUUGAGGCAGCUCACUGGAAAAUGUGAAUUACAGCGUAUCUUUGGUGGUUCAAAGGAAGGUUCACAACGGACGCUAAAGAUAGAGUACUCAUUGGGAUUAUCAAAGAGUAAGGUGUUAAGAAAUGCUGUACAUGUUGUAGAAGCUGAAGUGGAAAAAUGUGUCCUGGGUAUAAUGAAAGAAAAGGAUAAUAUACAGAAGGAUACAGGUUUUAAGACAAGCCUGCAGGUAUGUUUGCUGCAGAUAUCUGGUUAUAAGAAACUUUAUUUGGAGGUGGAAAAUCUGAGGAAAGUUCCAUAUGAUUCAGAUAACGAAGAACAUGAAAAGCAACUAAUUCAGCUUUGGAAUUUGCUGAUGCCUCAUGAAAAUCUGAAGGCUAGAAUCACCAAGCAGUGGUGUGACAUUGGUUUCCAAGGUGAUGAUCCCAAAACAGACUUCAGAGGAAUGGGCAUGCUGGGAUUAGUUAAUCUGGUGUAUUUUAGUAAACAUUACACCAGUGAAGCUCGACAGAUCCUCUCUCGUUCAAAUCAUGCAAAAUUGGGAUAUUCCUAUGCAAUAGUUGGGAUCAAUUUGACAGAAAUGGCUUAUAGUUUACUAAAGAGUGGUGCUUUAAAGUCUCAUCUCUACAACUUGGUUCCUGGAUUGCCACAAAUGGAACACUUCCAUCAGUUUUAUUGUUAUCUGGUUUAUGAGUUUGACAAAUUUUGGUUUGAAGAAGAACCAGAAAGUAUUAUGCACUUCAACCAUUAUAGGGAGAAAUUCCAUGAAAAAGUUAAAGGUCUCCUUCUGGACUAUAACCUAGUACUAACCUUACAGAAUAUAAAGAAACCAUAGCCUUAUCUGCAGUCUACCCAGUUCUGCUCAUAAAAUGGAAUUAUGUAUUCUCAUGGAAUUCUCACACUUACUUCACCAAAAAGUUUGUUUAAUGAUGUCACUUUUUAUACAUAUAUUUUGAAAAAGCUCAAAUUCAGUUAUGAAAGCUUGGACAAUCAGCCACUGUUUACAGGUCUUAUAUGCUAUUCUCCAAAGAAAGUUUUUUUAAAAAAAUCCUGUAUUGAAUCAUUUGCCCUCACAACUUUACACCUCUUGGUGCAGGAACAUGAAACAGGUAUUUAUGCUGCAUUAUGUUAUCUUCACUAUGUAACCUAUUACUAGGUUCCUUUUAUACCAUUAACUAUUGAUUAGUUGUCUUUAGGAGGGGAAAUUGCUUUUGUUUUAGAUUUUUCUCAAGUCCUGUCCCCUUGUUGUUUAUCUGCAUAUAGCUUGUGGUCCAUAAAAACGUUAAACUUCUCUGUGUAAAGAGGUCCAUGAAGAUGAUGUAACUUAUUUGUGACUUGGAAGAGGCAGCUUCAUUUAUUUGUAUUUACACACAAGAGCAAACAUUGUUCUGGUUGAAAUGAUCCUCCCUCCAGGAAAUAAGUACCCACAACCUUGUGCCUGGAAGGAACUUCCCUCAGAAAUAAUAACGAAAUAAUGUAUGGCCAAAGUCCCUUUUAAUAAGGAGAUCUUUCAUGUCACAUGCUGCCAUAAAUAUUUUCAGCUCUCAAUCCCUCCUCUUUCAGUUUGAGCCUGAAAAACUGUAGCUAUCUUUUUUUGUUGUCCCAUUCUCCCCCCCCUCCCCCCCCCAUGUUUUCUGAAUAGGGGUGAUAUCUAGGAGAAUUCCUUAACCUCUUUUUGUAGUUUGUUCAUUAUUUCCCACAAAACUUUGUUGUGGCUGCAAUCCAUGAUUUUGAAGAUAGCUGGACUCUUCUUCACUUCAUCCCUACUUCCAAGGAAGUAGGGGUGCACCACUAAUAGGAUAAAACAUGUUUCCAGAUUUGGCUAUUCUAGACAAUCCAGGCACUAGGAGUUGGUACCUAUAGCAGUUUGUGAUAAGCAUUGUUUAAAAAACAAAAUAAGUUCAGGCCAAGCCUGUUUAACGUUUUAAAGACUACUAUUUAAAUAAAGUGCCUUCUGCUAAAUUCAAUCACUGUUUAAUUUGAUCCUCCAUUUAACCUGAGCAGAGCUUCAGAAACCUCAGUUCUUUGGGGGCAGAGACUGUUAUCUCUCAUAUGCUUGAAUAUCACAUAGUGGGUGCUAUCAUGAUACAAAUACAAAAAAAGACACUUUAUUUUAUCAUCUCUGGAAGUUAUUCUGAAGAAAAGGCUGACAUUCUGAAUGGGGAAGGAAAGAAACAAAGGACAAUCCUUGUGAUUUAAAAAAAAAAAAAUUGGUAGAUAUUCAGACCCUACACUAAGUAUUAUUGUAUAGGCUGUGAUUUCUAUCACUCCAGCCCCUAGUUCCUCUUGAUCUACAUGAACAACAUGAUCAGCUGCUUAUUGCAGUCAAAAUGAUAGUAAAGAGCUUGACCAAAGUAGAGAGCAAUUAUAUAGACAAACUUUGUUUUGUUCUAAAAUCUGUUUGUUACAAAUAGGUGAGGUUUUAAACAUCAUUUGAGCUCCAUCUGCCAGAAGGUGGAGGGAGAUAAAGAUUUAUCUUCAUAUUUACAUUUGCCUAUUACUGUUAUACUUGAAAUGGUGCAGUUCGGGGAAGGAGUUUGGCUGUAAAGGAGCUGAUGCAAUAUAUCCUUUCUGUGUAUACACUACAGUAACUCUUAGUUUGGCAAAAUCUGUUUUUAAAUGUGAUACAUUUUGUCCUGCUAUACUGUGUGCACGCCUUUCUGGAAGCAUGCUGGUACUACAGUGAUAACUACUAUAAAGGUACCUAGAUAGCAGAAUUAACCCUUUCUUCAUUGGAUGUCUGCAAAUAAGUUUUGCUGGUUUCAGAUUUACUUAAUAUAGUGAAAAAUAUAACUGCUAGUGAUAAAAAAAAUAGAGCUCUAACAAAUGUGGAUUAAAGUAUGAUUUCAUUCAUGAAAGACUUAUUCCAUGUUUCUCACCAC
Messenger RNA from Gopherus evgoodei (Goodes thornscrub tortoise), 3016 nucleotides. RefSeq names its product ELMO domain containing 2 (gene ELMOD2). NCBI's taxonomy places the organism in Eukaryota, Metazoa, Chordata, Testudines, Testudinidae. Gene Ontology annotation, cellular component: membrane. Gene Ontology annotation, molecular function: GTPase activator activity. The record is from RefSeq and is a predicted model, not a curated record.